GCUUCUCUCUGCUAAAAUAUAGUUUUUAGGUCUGUUCUUUACAGCUGAACUGGUUGCACUAGUUCAGAUCUUAUCUUUCUCUUUCAAAUAUGGAAAGAAAAAGAUAAACUCUGAACUAGUGCAGCCAGUUCAGCUAUAAAGAAAAGACUCUUUAAAAAUGAAGCGACACUUUUUCCAGUUACAUUAUUUUGUUUUGUGCCAAAACGCGUCGAAUGAGCAUAACUUUAUUGAUAUUUGAAAGAGAACGCGAUAAACCUCCUGGUGAUCAUUUUUGUAUUCGUCAAACAUGCCUGCCCCAUGUGAAGAUAUUAUCGAGGAUAUUGAAGAUUUAAUCGCGUCGCAAGACAUAACACCUAAAGAAAGAUAUAGCUCGAGGAAACAUAUCACAAUACGACCGAAACGAAGAAAGCAAGCGCAGGAAGAAGUUUUACAGCCGCCUAUCUUGUCGAGUAUAAUACCUGGUACGCAGACAGUCUAUGUGAAAACAUGGGGUUGCACGCACAAUAAUUCGGACACUGAAUACAUGGCCGGACAGCUGACAAUGUACGGUUACAAUUUGUCUGAUGAUAAGAUGAAAGCAGACUUGUGGCUUUUGAAUUCGUGCACCGUCAAGAAUCCUGCGGAAGAUCAGUUCAGGAAUGAAAUUGAGCAUGGCAAGAAAAUUGGCAAACAUAUUGUAGUUGCCGGAUGUGUACCACAAGGUGCUCCAAAAUCUUGCUUUCUACAAGGAUUGAGUAUAAUCGGAGUACAACAAAUUGAUCGAGUAGUAGAAGUUGUGGAGGAAACCUUAAAAGGAAAUACAGUGAGAUUUUUACAUCAGAAAAAGAAUUCUGGUAAAAAGAUGGGUGGUGCUUCGCUGAGCCUUCCAAAAGUGCGGCGUAAUCCACUCAUCGAGAUCAUAGCCAUCAAUACAGGUUGUUUGAAUCAAUGUACUUAUUGUAAAACAAAACACGCGCGAGGAGAACUAGGCAGUUAUCAUCCGGAAGAGAUAGUUGAACGAGCUAAACAGGCUUUUAAAGAGGGUGUGUGCGAGUUGUGGCUCACGUCGGAAGAUACAGGUGCCUAUGGUAGAGACAUUGGUUCUAGUUUGCCGCAAUUAUUAUGGAAAUUGAUAAAUGUGAUCCCAGAGGGUUGUAUGAUGCGUGUAGGCAUGACCAAUCCACCAUACAUCCUUGAGCAUCUGGAUGAGAUGGCCAAAAUCUUGCGCCAUCCCAAAGUCUACAGUUUUCUGCAUAUUCCGGUGCAAUCUGGCAGCGAUCAGGUGCUAGCCGAUAUGAAACGGGAAUACACAUGCGCUGAUUUCGAGCACACGGUGAAUUUCCUGAGCGAUCGAGUACCAGGUCUAACCAUCGCUACGGAUAUUAUUUGCGGGUUUCCUACUGAAACGGAAAUGGAUUUCGAGCAGACGAUGACGCUCUGCCAAAAAUAUAAGUUUCCAAGCCUCUUUAUCAAUCAGUUCUUUUCCCGACCCGGCACACCCGCUGCUAGGAUGUCAAAGGUGCCCACACAAGAGGUGAAGAUCAGAACUAGAAAGUUAUCAGAAUUUUUCCAGUCGUACGAACCGUACCAACAUAAAGUGGGACUGUUGCAGAAAGUGUUAGUGACAGAAGUAUCACAUGAUAAACAGCAUUAUGUAGGCCACAACAAAUUCUAUGAACAAGUAUUGAUUCCCAUGAAGGAGAAGUACAUGGGAAAGAUGGUCGACGUGAAAAUUAUAGAAGCGACAAAGUUCUCCAUGAAAGGGGAACCAAUUGGAGAAGGCACAUCUCCGACACUAAAAUCUCUGUCGCGAGAAGUAGUUCUCCACAGAGCACUGGACGAAACAAAGCCGUCGAGAUAUGGAAUAGCGACAAUUACGGCAAUUUUUUUUGCUGUAAUAGUUAGGAUAUUAUGGAAAUUUCUAACUUAAAUAUAUAUAUAUAUAUAUACAUAUAUAACUUAUUCUAAUAUUAUAUAUAAAUAGUAAUAUUAUGUAUAAAUAAAUAUUAUAUAUACUGAAUACAUUAUAUACACAUAUUACACACAAUGUGAAAUAAAUGCAAAAUUUUAUGUCUGUAA
Molecule: messenger RNA, 2058 nt
Organism: Cataglyphis hispanica
Lineage: Eukaryota; Metazoa; Arthropoda; Insecta; Hymenoptera; Formicidae
Product: threonylcarbamoyladenosine tRNA methylthiotransferase
Exons: 4
Coding region: 287-1909 (540 amino acids)
Biological process (GO): tRNA methylthiolation
Cellular component (GO): endoplasmic reticulum
Molecular function (GO): 4 iron, 4 sulfur cluster binding; tRNA (N(6)-L-threonylcarbamoyladenosine(37)-C(2))-methylthiotransferase activity
Source: RefSeq, a predicted model, not a curated record